Messenger RNA from Manduca sexta (tobacco hornworm), 4264 nucleotides. RefSeq names its product protein cycle (gene cyc). The record is from RefSeq and is a predicted model, not a curated record. Gene Ontology annotation, molecular function: protein dimerization activity; DNA-binding transcription factor activity, RNA polymerase II-specific; RNA polymerase II cis-regulatory region sequence-specific DNA binding. NCBI's taxonomy places the organism in Eukaryota, Metazoa, Arthropoda, Insecta, Lepidoptera, Sphingidae. Gene Ontology annotation, cellular component: nucleus; aryl hydrocarbon receptor complex; transcription regulator complex. The transcript has 13 exons. The coding region runs from base 327 to 2474 and encodes 715 amino acids. Gene Ontology annotation, biological process: regulation of transcription by RNA polymerase II.
UGUAGUUUGACUUUGACACUUCUAAAGUUUUGUGACAUCGAAAGUAAUAUUUUUCUAUUGCGAGUGAUUUUCUAAAUAUAACUAAUAAGAUUUGUUUUCAUACACAAUAGACUAAUAAGAAACGUUAUUAUACUAAUGAGCAGUGUAGAACACUUUUAAGUUGGCGUUGUGUGCAAGCGCAGUACUUCGGAGUGAAUCGCGGAACCAGUUGCACUUCGUGAAGUUUCCAUGGUUUUGUGCAAGGAAUGGCUGAUUUUCGCGCCGAGGCUAGCACAUCAAAGCGUAGCCAGUAGCGCGCGCUGCGGCGGCCGGCAGCCGACCGCCUCAUGACGCGGUUCCGCCACGCCAGUACGCACCCGAGCGCGGCACAAGUGUACGAGAUGACGGCGGAAGGAGGCGGUGGCGGCGGCGGCAGCAACGCGGGCGGCAUGUGCGACUCUUCCGGCGCGCUGGUGGCCGCGCACCCGCCGCACGCGCCGCACCAGCCCCAUGCACCGCUGCACCAGCAUCACCAACACCACGACCCACGCAAGAGAAAGGCCCCACACUACAGCGGUUCGGAGGCGGGGUUCGAGAUGCCGGGGUGCGAGGCACCGCUGCCCGCCCCGCUGCCAGCGCCGCUGUCCGCGCCGCCGCUCGCCGCGCCCGCCGCCGCCGUCACACCCACGCCUGCCAGCGCCACGCGCAAGCGAAAGUCAUCAUCAUACGGCACGGCGAGCGCGUACGACGACGACGGCGGCGACGACUCGCGCUCCUCGCGCACGCUGCCCGACAAGAAACAGAACCACAGCGAGAUCGAGAAGCGGCGGCGCGACAAGAUGAACACGUACAUCUCGGAGCUGAGCGCGAUGGUGCCGAUGUGCGGCGCGAUGGCGCGCAAGCUGGACAAGCUGACGGUGCUGCGCAUGGCGGUGCAGCACCUGCGCUCGGUGCGCGGCGCGCUGUCCGCGUGCCCGCUCUCCGCGCGCCCGCGCCCCGCCUUCCUCUCCGAGCGCGAGCUCAACGCGCUCGUGCUGCACGCCGCGCACGACUGCUUCCUGCUGGUGGUCGGCUGCGACCGCGGACGGCUGCUCUACGUCUCCGCCUCCGUCAAGAAGAUGCUACAUUACGAACAAUCGGAGCUGCUGGGGCAGAGCCUGUUCGACAUCCUGCACCCGAAGGACGUGGCCAAGGUGAAGGAGCAGCUGUCCUCGUCGGAUCUCAGCCCGCGAGAGCGCCUCAUUGACGCCAAGACGAUGUUGCCGGUGAAGUCGGACGUGGUGGCGGGCGCGUCGCGGCUGUGCCCCGGCGCGCGCCGCUCCUUCUUCUGCCGCAUCAAGUGCAAGGCGCCGCCCGAGCCGCACGCGCAGACAGCCAUGCCGGUUAAGGAGGAGACCGAGAACAACUCCAAGAUGCGCAAGAAGCAGUCCGAGAAGAAGUACUGUGUGGUGCAGUGUACAGGGUACUUGAAGUCGUGGGCGCCGGCGGAGAUGUCGGAGGGCGCGGCGAGCGCGGCGGAGGGCGGCGAGGAGGGCGACGCGUGCAACCUGUCGUGCCUGGUGGCGGUGGGGCGUGCGCUGGCGGACCUGGGCCCCACCCCCGCUGCGCCCGCCGCGCGACGGCUGCAGUAUGUCUCGCGACACACCACCGACGGGAAGUUUCUCUUUGUUGAUCAAAGGGUGACGCUGGCGCUGGGGUUCCUGCCGCAGGAGCUGCUGGGCACGAGCCUGUACGAGUACGUGGCGGGGCCGGAGCUGGGCGCGGUGGCGCGCACGCACAAGGCCGCGCUGCUGCAGCGGGACGCGCUGCACACGCCGCCCUACUCCUUCCGCCGCAAGGACGGCUCGCUCGCGCGCAUACACACGCACUUCAAACCUCUCAAGAACCCAUGGACGAAGGACGUGGAAUGCCUGGUCGCGAACAACACCGUGCUGUCGGAGUCCCACGCGCCUGCGCACACCGACGACAACGCAGAUGCCACAUUUGAUAUGUUCAAACAAACGCAGCGCAGCGGCGGCGAGGAGGACGCGCCUCCUGGUCACGUAGCUAGUGCGCUUUCAGAAGCCGACAUAGAAAUGCAGCGACUAAUCGACUCACAAGUGGAGUCGCACAAGAUCGGCAGUGCCAUCGCUGAGGAGGCCUUGCGCCGCUCCUCUUCAGAGUUCUCGCCGGACCUGCCCGCCGACCUGCUGCAGGAUGCCGUUUUUACACAACAGGCGUCGCUGGUGGACAACUUGCUGGGCGUGGAGCUGGGCGGGUACGCGCCGGUGCGCAACAACGUGCCGCUGAGCGCGGCGGGCGCGGCCGGCUCGCCGCCGCCGGCGGGCGCUGCGGCCGCGCCGGGCACGCCGCCGCCCGCCUCCCCGCCGCUGCCGCCGCUCGGGCUCGACGGCAACGGCGAGGCGGCCAUGGCCGUCAUCAUGAGCCUGCUCGAGGCGGACGCCGGCCUCGGCGGGCCCGUCAACUUCUCCGGCCUGCCGUGGCCGCUGCCUUAGACGCAGCGCAUCACCACCGCCGCGCGCCCGCACAAUACUGGACAACUGGGUCCAAACUAACUCUAUAUGCCCUUCUAUAGAUGUGUUAAGCUACGGCUAAGCCAAUUAACCGAUUUCUAUAAAAGGCAAAAAUAAUAAAAACAAAUUUGAAUCACGAAAAAGUAUAUAACGGGACUUUCCACAAGCGAAACCGCAAGCAUCAUUAGCAUUAAUACAAUACUAUUUAUUGAACAACGCAACGGAAAGUAAUAUUACGUUACAUAUGUAACAUGAGUUGCACCUUGUUGCCUGAUACAUGAUAUUGUUUAUAAUAUUUAUACAGGCACGAACCCGCCGUCUUCCAUGUACAAGCGAUACAGGCCACGGCAUACGAUAAUAUAGUUAAUGUUGGUUUAGUCGAUGCUGUUUUAAUAUGCGCAUUGAGGCAUGUGUAUAGCAUGGCAAAGAACAUAGUGGAAACUAAUAUGUCGGCGUCGAAUUCUAAUGUUGGGAUGUACAAACAAGUUGCGGUCGAGAAUUUAAUCUGCCACUUAUGAACAGAAAGGUUCGUGUCCGACCAACAGUGCCAACGUGUCAUCCACAUUAUAUAUUUGUUAAAGUUUCAAAACUCUUUUCCAAUGUAGACUAGUGACUGUAAGAUGUAUUUAUUAAAUCAUUUAAAACAGCAUCAUCUAAACACCAAUAAACUGCGCACGCGCACAUGAUGUGCAGGUUUUGAUAUUAUAUAUAGUUAAAUAUUUCAUUGGAAAUUAUUUGUUAGUUGUGAAAAACGUCAACAGGCGGACAGCCGAACGCGAGCUUAUGUAGUGUAUACAAACAUACCAAGUGCAAUCAAAUCAUAGGUAGUUUUAAUUAUAUGUUUAAUGUUAUAGAUAUACAUUGAUAAUAAUUUAAUUAUACAACAAUAUAGAGGAUUUGGUGGUCUGGACGUCGGGUGGAACGUCGCGAAUUGUUAUUAAUUUAAGUGGAUGUUAGUAAGAUCCGCGAUACUGCGGCCGUGUUGUAACGUCACCCUUGUCCUGGGGAAUCAAGGCUACGUAAGAUGCGUCCUAACAAUGCUACAAACAACCCGACGCGACUACUACUCUACUGUUCUAUAUUUAAUAGUCUACAUUGUGUAGAUCUAUAGUUGAUGUUAUAUUUUGGCGCAAAUCCGACUCGGCAUUAAUAUUAACGUUACUUCUAAAGUAUAGUAAUAUAUAGAAAUAUUUACAAUGGGACCUGGAGAUGCGAGCAUUUCCAAAUACAAAUGUGAUUAAACUUUAAUCAGGGAUUGUAACUGUAAGAGUUGCAUUGUUUUUUGUAAUUAACAAUUUUGAUAUAUUGCUCAACAAAAGGCAAUUUUCUACGUGUUAUUAUGAAUGUGAGUGAAUGUGGUUAGUGGUCCAGGUUCCACGCUAUACCGUACAUAGGUAGUACCCGCCGAGCGGCCGCAGUCGCCGGGCGCGAGCGACGCGUGCGCGUCACGCGUGCGUCGCGCCGAUUGUUACCAGGCAGCUCGAGGUGUGGCCGACUCGCAAGACUCGUUACUCGCGCUGUUGCUAUAACGUUCCAGCAUACACAAAAUGAAUACAAAUACAAUGAAUUCACUGCCGCUUUGGGCCAGGACAGUAAAUACUGAUAGUGGAUACUAUACUGCUGGAAAACCCAAUAAAUAAAUAUUAAUAGUGGUGACGCUCGACGCAGAAUAGCAACAGCGCGACUGACUAAUCAGAUGUAAAAAAUAUAUGUUGUUUUAUUUUUAGUUUAUACUUAUUAAAUAAUAAAAUGUUUCGGAUAUCGGUGUUUUA